Nelumbo nucifera (sacred lotus) is the source of this 1936-nucleotide messenger RNA. The record is from RefSeq and is a predicted model, not a curated record. NCBI's taxonomy places the organism in Eukaryota, Viridiplantae, Streptophyta, Magnoliopsida, Proteales, Nelumbonaceae.
UUUGUAUUUUCUGUUUUUUCCUUUUUUUUUUUUCAUUCCUUUGUUCGGCUGUUUGCUUGCAUUUAGUACCUGGCUCUGUGGAGGUUGAACUUAAGACUGCAAAUUACAUUUUGGAAGUUUAUGCAAGUGACGCAUGUUUUAUUCUGAUUAUUUUGAUCAGCUACUACUUUCCUAACAAAUGCUCUUUGAAAAGCAUCUGUGUAGCAUUGCUUGAAAUCCAUUUGAGGGGAUUUCUGAUUAUUCUAAUUAUUUUGCUGCAGUGGCCUUGAAAACUAGUAGCAGGAGAAUGAACAUAAUAAUUGAUAAUUUACUGUAAUUUGGAAAGAAAACUCUUUCUUUAAUACGGAAAGAAUUCCUUAUGUUUGAUAUGUGGGUGUUACCACAAAGAUCUGACUCUAUCUUUUGUACAUGGAAAUUGAAAUUAGCAUCAGGAUAUUUGCUUUCUCUCUCUCUCAAUUUUCUACUUCCCAAAAUUUCUAAUGUUAGGAAUGGAUAUUGCCUGACGUUUGCAGAUUUUUUUAAGAGGAGAUGGGUUUUGGAGGUGGCAAAAUUUUAAGGUGGAGGGAGUAGAGGUGCUAUGAUAGUGAAAAUGAGAGUGAAGGUUGACGCUUGGAUUCGACUCCGCUUUCUAUACUCGCUCUUCUUGCCAAAACCAACCUCUCUCUCCUCCUCCUCAUCUCAUUCUCUUCAGAGGACCUUGACGAAUCUAAAAGCUUGCCUCUUUACCACUACCGUCACUGCUACCUCCCCUGCUUCACAAGAUGUAGAAAGCGCAUUGGCAUCCGCAGACCUAAAAGACUCUGCUAUUGCCGGCCUUUUCCGAGGAUGUGGCUGCACCGAUUCUCAGAUAAUGAAGAUCUUUGUACGCCAGCCAUCUUUGCUCAAGUCUGAAGUUGAAAUCCUUCAGUCCAAGCUCAACAUACUCCGUGGAUUGGGCCUUACUGGUUCCGACAUCGUCAAGAUCAUUCACUGCCGCCCUCGCUUCUUGGCCUCUCGCAUCAACCACAGCCUCGAUGAGCGUGUCGACUUCCUUCAACAAUUUUUUGGGUCUAGGGAGAUGCUCCUCAAAGCAAUAGUCCGCAAUCCUUCCCUUCUUAACUACAGUUUGUAUGAUAAGUUAAAAAGCUGCAUUGCUCUAUAUGAAUCUAUGGGUAUCGCCAGGCAGGACUUGAUUUAUUUGCUCAUGUCUCGUCCCACCUUAAUUUCUCGAACCUCGCUCGACAAUGAAAAAAUGGAAUACAUUCGCAGGACUGGGCUCUCCAAGGACUCUAAGAUGUACAAGUAUGUGCUCACCCUGAUUGCCGUAUCACGCAUGGAGACCAUCCGAGAAAAGAUGGGUAACCUUGAGAAAUAUGGUUUCUCGACAGAUGAAAUAAUGAAUCUAAUCAGUCGCUCUCCUUUGGUGCUCACCCUCUCCAUUGACAAGGUCCAAAGGAAUAUGACUUUCAUCAUUGGGACCAUGAAACUACCUGCAAGUGUUGUCCUUGACUACCCAUUUCUCUUGUUCUUGAACCUGGAAACUGUCUUGAGGCCACGGGUUCUACUAGCAGAAAAAAUAAGGGCAAUGGGUUUGCUUCAGCAGAUUAAAGGGUGUACCGUGUUGAGAGUGCUGAGAAUGUCCGAGCCUCGAUUCCUUAAGAAAUUUGUUACAUGCCACACUAAUGAUGUAGCGAAGUCCCUGAUGGAGUUCUAUCAAGAGACAAAAGGCAUUAGGAGAUUGGCAGAGUCCUCAAAGCGGGUUGUUUAUAAGGGGUUCCCUUUCUGAUGAUGUAUUGUUAUAUCCAAUUUGAUCUGAUCAUUUAUUGGUAUCUUUAAUUUUACAAGCCAAUAGAUUGAUUGCUUUUGUCCCCUCUACCCAAGCCAAGGUUAAUAUCUAAUUUUGUAUUAUUUGCAACUAUUCUUAUUAGGGGUUGGUUAAUUUUGAUUUUUUACUAUU